Anoplopoma fimbria (sablefish) is the source of this 2281-nucleotide messenger RNA. Its product is annotated as butyrophilin subfamily 2 member A2-like. The record is from RefSeq and is a predicted model, not a curated record. Lineage: Eukaryota; Metazoa; Chordata; Actinopteri; Perciformes; Anoplopomatidae. The transcript has 6 exons. Bases 2 to 1234 code for a protein of 410 amino acids.
UAUGAGCCUUAAAGGAGAAGCAUCGACCGACAUAUCAGUGAAGAUCCUCACCUUUGUUGGCCAAACGGCCAUCCUUCCCUGCCAAAUCAGCGUCGGUGAUAACGAAGACGUCCCAUCAUUAGAGUGGUCCAAGGAAGGUCUGAAGCCGGACAUCGCCUUCCUGUAUCGGGGAGGCAGUGAGACCUUCGAGGAGAAGAAUGAGGUCUUCCAUUUCCGGACCAACCUCUUCGAGAAUGAACUGAAAAACGGAAACUUGUCGCUGAGGCUUUCUAACGUGCGGCUGUCUGAUACAGGAACAUACAAAUGCAGGAGGAUGAUGUCGGGGCCCAAGCACGUCAGUACAGUAGAGCUCUCUGUGGGUGCAGUUUCUGAGCCAAAACUCUUCGUGGUUCCAGGUGUUGGAGUGACUCUGCAAUGUGAAGUGAGCUGCUGGUUCCCGCAGCCUGAGAUUACAUUUCUUGAUGCUCAGGGAAACGUCAUCAGCGCUGAAAACCCAAAGAGUUAUCCAGAUUCCAGUCGAUGUGUCAUCGUCACAAGGAGAGCCACUGUGCAGGCUGGCGACAGGUUCACCUGCAGAGUUAACCAGUCUGAGAUAAACCAGACGAGGGACACUGAGAUUUACAUACCAGAUAACUGCAUGAGAUCCGACACUACAACCAUCAUCCUUGCUGUUGUCGUAUUCAUUCUAAUCGCAAUAAUUGCAUUUCUUUGCAAGUCAUUGUAUUGCAACUCUGAAGGGGUAAUUAAAUUGCUUUCCAGGCUAUCAUGCCAAAGUUCAAAACGCAGCAAUGCAGAAGGUCAAAAUCCGAGUAACCAGGCUGUCCCCAUCGAAAAUGCCACCACUGAGCAUCACAGAAAAGUCGAUGAACUGGAGAGGACCCUGGGUGACAAAGAGGAGAUCAUCCGCAGACUUAAUGAAGAGCUUAAUGACCUCAGAUCUAAGCAGAGUCCUGUUGUUUGCCAGCCUAUUAACCGCCCUCAAGACCAGCUUCCCCAAGACGACAAACCAACAGCCUCAACCAUCAGCAAGCGUCCAGAAUCUGGCAACUUCUUCCAGAACAAAGAUUCAAACCCUAAGGGAACGCAUGUUGUCCGUUCAAUGAGUGUGUCAGAUUCUCGGCCUCGUUUAAACGGCGCCAAGUUCGAACGUAGAUCCACCAUCUCAGCCCCGUCAAGUAACCGCUUCAGUGUUCUGGCAAAUUUAACGGAAGAUGAGGUGCCGUUGAUGCAAUAGAGAACAAUUGAUGAUUGCUCUGGAUUUUUUUAAGUUAAGUUACGUUUUUUUUUUAAGCUUUUGUAUACUUUCUACAAAUAAAGAGCAACCCAGUGAAUGAGGCAUGACACUGCAUUAAUCUAUUUUGUGCGUUGGUAGGUUUGAUCCACCAGUGUUCAGCUUAAAAAAAAAAAAGGAUUUAAAAGCAUCUGGUUUCCAUUUCCUUUUAUUUAAAGCUAUUUUUAGAUGUCCAUCCAUCCAUUCAUUUUCCGUAACCUGCUUAUCCAGUUAAGGGUCGCAGGGGUGCUGGAGCUGAUCUCAGCUGUCAAUGGGGCAGGCAACCAUUCACACUCACAUCCACACCUACGGGCAAUUUAGAGUCUUCAAUGCACCUAAGCUGCAUGUCUUUGGACUGUGGGAGGAAGCCGGAGAACCCGGAGAGAACCCACGCUGACACGGGGAGAACAUGCAAGAGGCCCCUCUUGCUGUGAGGCAACAGUGCUAACCACUACACCACCGUGCAGCCUAUUUUUAGAUGUAUGUUAAUCAAAUUAUUUCUAUCUCUUUCACCGCAUUAAAUUCAAAACUACUCUUUUGUCAUUAUAUUAAUUUAUUCGGUUGUUCAAGUCUCACUGAAUUUAGUAAAGUACUCACUUUAAAUUACCAUUAAUGUCAUGACAGUUUGUGGUUUAUGGUAGUUUGAUUUAUUUUUUUGUAUAACAAUUUUUUGGUACUUCAUUUCCUGUUUGCUUGUCUGCAUGAGGCUUAUGCAAGGUGUGAACUUGUGUGUAAGAAUUGGCUCAUGUGCAUGUUGAAGUUUGUUGUGCUGAGUCAUUUAGAAAGGCUUAUUUGACGCAUAUAGUUGAGGAUCAUCAGCAAACUAACACAUUUCCGAUUAAUACAACAGCCGCUGCUGGUACACAAUGGAAUUCUAAGUUUCUAAAGUAUUGUUUUGUAAUUUUGUUUCUGCGAGUUUGAACAUUUACAGCCCAUAGCUGCACUUCCAAUGAUCACAGAUGUUUUUUAUCAGUCCAACCUGAAUGUGAAUUGUGUAAUAAAACACUUUAC